AUGCCGAAGGGGCGGCGCGGCCGCCAGAGCCCCACGAUGAGCCAGCGGCCGGCCCCGCCCCUCUAUUUCCCGUCCCUCUACGACCGCGGGGUCUCCCCGUCCCCGCUGAGCGACUUCAAUAUCUGGAAGAAGCUCUUCGUGCCGCUGAAGGCGGGCGGGCCGGCGGGCGGCCGGUCCCUACCCCAGGCGCCCCCGGCCCCGAUACCCCUGCCGCCACCCCCGGGCCUGGGUCCCCCCAGCGAGCGCCCGUGCCCCCCGCCCUGGCCCUCUGGCCUGGCCUCCAUCCCCUAUGAGCCUCUGCGCUUCUUCUACUCGCCGCCGCCAGGGCCCGAGGUGGCUGCCUCGCCCCUGACCCCUGGCCCCACGCCCUCCCGGCUGGUCUCCGCCUCCCACCCCGAGGAGUUGUGCGAACUGGAGAUCCGCAUUAAGGAGCUGGAGCUGCUCACCAUCACUGGGGAUGGCUUCGACUCCCAGCGCUAUAAGUUCUUGAAGGCGCUGAAAGAUGAGAAGUUACAAGGACUGAAGACCAGGCAGCCUGGAAGGAAGUCAGCCUCUUUCUCCUGAGGCGCCGCCCACCAGAGCCUGGGCAGCCACCUCCUUAGGUGUUAGUGCUUAGAUAAUGUGUCCUGUUCGUUGUCAUUUCAAAAAUUGUUAUUUUCUGUUCUGUAUUUACUGCUGUUCUUGUUGCUCCCAGCAUGUACUCCACAUACAGUGCCCACGUGGUAAAUCUCA
Molecule: messenger RNA, 732 nt
Organism: Myotis daubentonii (Daubenton's bat)
Lineage: Eukaryota; Metazoa; Chordata; Mammalia; Chiroptera; Vespertilionidae
Source: RefSeq, a predicted model, not a curated record